Molecule: messenger RNA, 954 nt
Organism: Myzus persicae (green peach aphid)
Lineage: Eukaryota; Metazoa; Arthropoda; Insecta; Hemiptera; Aphididae
Gene: Taf11
Product: transcription initiation factor TFIID subunit 11
Exons: 4
Coding region: 202-714 (170 amino acids)
Biological process (GO): transcription initiation at RNA polymerase II promoter; RNA polymerase II preinitiation complex assembly
Cellular component (GO): transcription factor TFIID complex; nucleus
Molecular function (GO): transcription coactivator activity; protein heterodimerization activity
Source: RefSeq, a predicted model, not a curated record
UCUUUACAGACAUAUUUAUUGUUUGAUAGUAACUUACUACUAACUUUUAACAAAUACUAAAAAUAUUAAAUGGGUAAAAGUAUGUUUAAAAUUUUUUUUUAAAUUGUUUAAUGUAACAAAUAUUUAGAUCUUAUUUCAAUUUUUAACUCUCAAACUGCUUAAAUUCAAUCUUGUUUAAAAUUAUAACUCAUAAGAUACGAAAUGGAAAAUAUAAUAUUUAAUAAGGAUCAAGAGAUGGAGUCCUCUAGUUAUAAAGACUACUCGCAAGAGGAUUUGUUUUUAGUUCCAGAACCAAAACGAUCAAAUGAUCAACAUAAUUCUUCUGAUCCAUUUGGAAGAAAAAAGAAGGAUAAAAGCAAAAAACAAAUCGAAGCGGAAGAAAGAGAAAAAAUGAGAGUUCUUGUGUCCAAUUUCACCGAAGAACAAUUGGAUAGAUAUGAAAUGUUCAGGAGAUCGGUGUUUCCUAAAGCAGCAAUUAAAAGGAUCGUACAAACCAUUACUGGAAAUUCUGUUUCACAAAAUGUUGUAAUUGCCAUGUCAGGUAUCGCAAAAGUUUUUAUUGGUGAAAUAGUUGAAGAAGCUCUUGAUAUAAUGGAAGCUCAAGAAGAUUCAGGACCAUUACAUCCCAAACACUUGAGAGAAGCUGUAAGGCGGCUUAGAAAAACUGGAGCUAUUCCAUCUUCCAAAGGUAGAAAACUGCCUUUUUACAUUUAGAUAGGUACCUAAUAUAAAAGUAAACUUAUUUAUUAAACAAUUUAUAAUUUUUUUUAAAUUUAGCAACUAAUGUAAAUUUUGAUUGUAUAUAACUGACAUUUAUAAUAAUUACUUGUAAAUAAGAAAAAAUUUGUUUAUUUAUGACAUUAAUGUACUGAUUAAAAUCCCAAACAACAAAAAUGUGUUGUAAAAAAAUUGUACCUAUAAUAAAUGUUUACAUGAAUUGUUUAUUAUCUAAAA